Messenger RNA from Thlaspi arvense, 477 nucleotides. The record is from the annotation of a GenBank genome assembly. NCBI's taxonomy places the organism in Eukaryota, Viridiplantae, Streptophyta, Magnoliopsida, Brassicales, Brassicaceae.
AUGCCGCACAGUGUCGAAGGCCGAGGAUUCGAUUAUCUCUUCCCCGGUUUAAUUCUGAGCCACGAAGCUGUGUCUUUUACAAAGCGUCUCACAACCCUAAUCUCAGUUUACACACAGAAGAAGCUUUGCCUGGUCCUUGACUUGGACCACACGCUAUUCCACUCUGUUAUGAUUCCAGAUCUUUCUGAAGCAGAGAAGUAUCUAAUCAAAGUAGAGAAAUCAGGUUCAAUGAAUAAUCUAAAAAGAUACUGUGACAAUUUAAUAAAGAUUCGACCUUUUGUUAAAGAGUUUCUUAGAGAAGCCAACAAGCUUUUCAACAUGUAUGUUUACACAAAAGGCAGUUAUGAAUACGGUCAUGCUGUUGCGAGAAUGAUUGAUCCGAACGAAAUCUAUUUCGGGGAUCGAGUGAUAACUAGGCAAGAGAGCCCAUACAUAAAGACACUUGAUCUUGUCUUAGCUGAUGAGCGUGGAAUUUGA